Cooperia oncophora is the source of this 246-nucleotide messenger RNA. Lineage: Eukaryota; Metazoa; Nematoda; Chromadorea; Rhabditida; Trichostrongylidae. The record is from the annotation of a GenBank genome assembly.
AUGCUCGCCUCUGCUGCCGACACCACAAAAGAUGGUGACAUCUCGUUUGAAGAGUUUUGCGCUUUUGAGGCACUUCUCUGCAGCCCUGAUGCUCUUUACCUGACUGCAUUUGAACUUUUCGAUCGGAAUGCCAGCGACUCAAUCACCUGCGAUGAAUUCGAGGCGGUCAUUCGACAUACAGAACCGCUUUAUCACAUGGACUUUGAUUUCAACUCGGAGUUUAUCAAGAAGUAUUUUGGCGCGUAA